UCGGAAAGGAGCCCGUCAAUGCAGAAUAUGGCACCUUUUCAUCUACAUCUUUCCUCAGAUUAUUAUGCAGAGCGCUCCUCGAGUCAAGUCCCCCAACUAAAUAUAUCUUUAGAAAACCGGACCCUUGAGGACAGGAGCAGUUUAGAUACUUUGAAGGGCUCCCACUUCUUGUCCCUGCAACCUAUUCCUCAAAUUCCAUUCAAUCCAAAUAAUAAAGGUUCCUCACGAAAUUUUGAGGAAUCCAUGCCACAAACUGUAAAACCAAAGAAAGCCAAGCAAUCCUCAUUAGCUCAUUUGGACAAAAGUUCUAAAGAUACCCAUCCAGUGUCGCUAGAUUCCAGGUACCUCAAAAGUGCUGAUAUGGAUGAUGCGGUUGAACUUAGCAUUGCAGCAUCUGAGGCUCUGGCUAUAUCUGACCUUGUUAAGAGCAGUUUUGGUUCUGAAUCUUACUCAUCUUCAGUUAUAUUGAAAAUUGCCCUUAAAGUAAAAAUGGCAAGAAAACAGUGUUGUGUGGACGAAUUUGAUAUUUCUUCUGCUUCGAUUGAGGAAUUCAAUGGGAAUAAUGAUCUCUCUGACUUGGAUGACAAUUCCAUGGCAGAUGCUUUUGAUGAUGUUGGCCUCUGCCCGGUCCAAAUUGUGAAUUCUGGUGUUAUUCCAUGCAGUAAUGCAGGAAUUCUUGAUAAUAAUACUUCACCCUUACAUCCAGAAAGAAAUGUUGGCCAAUGCAAUGAGUUUUUUUAUUCUUCUAAGCAGUCUCUUGUCAAAGAAUGCAGUUCAAAACUGCAGAACACCUGUAGUCCAUGCAAAAAUGAUACUCAUGUUUCCAAUACAUGCUUAUCCAAAAGCCUUGGCAGAUCCGAUGGAGAAAAUGAGAGACCUUCCAUUGAUAUCAAAUCCAAGGGAGAACAUGUGUUUUCCACCAUUCCUUCACAAGGGAGUGUGAUUGGUCCUCAUGUUGAUCGUAUACGAUCAAAUGACUCUCUCUCACAGUCUUUACCUGAAGAGCAUACGGGACUUUGUCCCAAUGAUUCUUGUGGUUCCAGAGGAAUCAUUUGUGGUGCUAAUGAACUCCAAUCAAUAGCAAUGGAUGACUCGGUCAUGGCUACUACAAUUAGAAUAACUUCCAAGGUGAGGAUGUGCAAGCAUUGACUU
Amborella trichopoda is the source of this 1152-nucleotide messenger RNA. Lineage: Eukaryota; Viridiplantae; Streptophyta; Magnoliopsida; Amborellales; Amborellaceae. The record is from RefSeq and is a predicted model, not a curated record.